UGGGCUUUUAAAUUCCUGCUGUGAUUGUAAAACACUUUUAGUUUCAGGAGAAGAGACAGAGUGUCAAUAAGGGUAAGAUGCUGUGCUUUGCACUAUAACGGCUUAAAAGACUCUCAAUGACUGCCACCAUAACCGCACCAGACUGCCACAGCCAUGUAUUGGCAGAGUUUGAUUCCCUUGACCCUUUACUAUCUGCUCUGCGGUUGGAUUCAAAUAGAUUAAAGUGCACAUGUCUAUCCAUCUCUCGGAAAUGGCUGGCCCUAGGAAGUUCUGGAGGAGGGCUGAAUCUCAUUCAACGAGACGGCUGGAAGCAGAGACUCAUUCUUACACACAAGGAAGGUGCUAUAUCGCAUGUUGCUUGCUGCCCCCACGAUGAAGACUAUGUUGCUGUGGCUACCAGCCAAGGGAUUGUGGUAGUUUGGGAAUUAAACCUGGAGCGGCGCGGGAAACCAGAGAGAAUUUAUGUGUCUUCUGAGCACAGGGGUCGGAAGGUGACUGCCCUCUGUUGGGACACAUCGGUACUGCGUGUCUUUGUUGGAGACCACCUGGGUAAAGUCACUGCCAUCAAGCUUAACUCCUCCAAACAAGGAAAGGCAGCAGCUGCUUUUGUGAUGUUUCCAGUACAGAUCAUAACAACUGUUGACUCUCGUGUAGUCCAGCUGGAUUAUUUGGAUGGUCGCCUACUUAUAUCCUCCCUGGCGCGAUCUUACUUGUGUGACACGGAAAGAGAAAAGUUCUGGAAAAUUGGCAACAAGGAGAGAGAUGGUGAAUAUGGGGCCUGUUUUUUCCCUCCCGGAAAGCAUUCUGUUGGCCAGCAGCCACUCAUAUACUGCGCUCGCCCUGGGUCCCGGAUGUGGGAAGUCAACUGUGACGGAGAAGUGCAAAGUACGCAUCAGUUCAAGCAACUCCUAACAUCACCACCUCUGCCGAUUAUUAACCAACGGUCUGACCCUCAGUACAGCUGUUCCCCAGGUCAGCCCCAGUCUCUAGCAUUUUCAAAACUUUUGUACUUAAGCGAGCACAGUGUGAUAACAUGGACGGACCGUGGCAUUUACAUCUUUAUCCCUCAGAAUGUGCAGGUUCUGCUCUGGAGUGAGGUCAGAGAUAUCCGAGACAUCGCUGUGUAUAAGAACGAGUUGUUUUGUCUGCACCUUGACGGAAAGGUCUCACACCUAUUCCUAUUGCCGGUAGAGAAAUGCGUUGACCGGCUAAUAAAGAGAAAUUGCUGGGAAUCGGCUGCCAAAGCUUGUCGGGUUUUCCAGAACACCGUAGCUACCAGCAGAGCAAGGAAAACCUUACCCAUUGAUCGGCUGGAAUAUCUCAAAGCACAGCUAGACCUUGUAACUCAGCACGAUCUUAUCUCACACCUAGAGGAGAUCAUCACAAAGCUGGAGCCCUCGGACUCUGCGUGUAGCAGCAGACGGAGCAGCAUCUCAUCCCACGAAAGUUUCAAUGUGUUGGACUGCGGGAUCUACCGAGUAAUCAGUCGAAGGAACAGCCAGUCCGAUGACGAAACGGGGUCUUUACACAGCCAGUCACUGUCCGAGGACGAGAGAUUUAGAGACGUGUUCUCACAGCCUGAUGAAGAACAGACAGAUUUGGACAAUGUAUCUCAUGCAUCUUUGACGGUCGACGCUGAACACAAUGAGCCUUUGCUCCCAUUUAACAUCUCAUUGCCAUUCCGUUCAACAUCUCCCCGCCUAUCACUCCAAGCCGUCAGAGAAAGUGUAUCAAGCUUUGUUAAAAAAACCUCUGACAGAAUCGGAUCCCUUCACAUGAGCCCCGACACCCGACCUAGACCCGACAUAAAAGAACAUGUCCAGGAAGUCGCUCCACCAGUGGUAACACAAAUAGCGGUUGAGAAACCAGAACCGGAACCUGCACAGCCGUCUAAAGAAGAAAUCCAUCUGGAAGCUCUGAAACAUGCCACUGCCACGGCCAUGUGCAAUCUUCAAGAUUGUCAGGUCGUAUUCAGUCCAGAAUCCAUUGGGAAGAUCUUACAAGAAUGGCUUCAGUAUAUGGAGAAGGUCUUUAAUGGGGAGAAGCCAAAUGAACAAACGUCAUGUGAGGUCCAACAGGAUGAGGAAGACCCAAGUACUGUCCUCCACGAGAUCUCCGCAUUAUCAUCUGAAGACAAUGAAGACUUAUUUUCUGGUGAAUUGACAGAGACUGUAGACUCCAAUGAAGGAAACCCUGUGGUCCUUCAUGAUACCGAGCUGGAAGACAAACUGCUUUUCCGUGUUCAUACUCCUGUCACCGUAGAAGAGAACCUGCACAAGGACUUGUCCCAGUUAAUCAUGUUGUGUCUGGAAUUCAGAACAUUUUCUACAGAGAAGAGUUUGGAUCCAGAGACAUCUGGAGUAAAUGCACUCGCCUGUCGCUUCAUUAAGACUUACUUUUUCCUUCUGGACUUGAAAAGGCUGAAACGAAGUAUUAUUUUUAACUAUAAUGGCUGCUUGGACGUCUGGAAUACAUACAUGGAAGGGUUAAAAGAGCUGAUUGGACAAAGUCCAGUGGCUGUGGCAAUAGAAAAAGAAGACUUGUUGACUUCAAUCCAGAUUUUAAGCCGAAUGGAGCCCUGGGAUAGUCCAUUUCUGCUAGCUCACGUCUCCAGGAUUUAUGAGCGGUUUGGGGAACGGGCUGCCAGAUUGUUUAUUAAAUUCUAUCCUUCCAUCCAGCCUGGGGACGUGAUGCAGCUCUGCAAAGCGAACCCAGGACAUUUUUUGGGCUACCUGGACAAUCUUAUUAAAGCCAAGCCCGCAGAGCAAAGGUUAUCUUUUUUGCAAUCUCUUGUUCAACCAGAAUCCUUAAAACUGGAUUGGCUGUUACUGGCGCUUACACAUGAUGCACCUCAAACUAACAAUACUCUGGACGAUGCAGGAAAUCCACGUCCUCGCGCACACCUCUAUACGUGGGGGUACGGAGCACUUAUAAACCUUUUAAUUAAGCUGCCAGCAGACUUUGCAACCAAAGAAGAGAUGGUAACAGCCUGCAAAACUUAUGGAUACUGGUCGGGGUAUUUAACUCUUUCGUUGGAGCUGGAUAGGAGGCUGGAGGCGCUAACCAGUAUUGUUUAUCUUGAUGACCUGAGUCUGAUUGAUGAGAAUAAUGGUGUGCUCCCAGAGACCCCGGAUGAGUGGAAAAUGACACUUCAUCUAGCAAAAUCCUGCAAUGUGGAGCACAAGCAUCACGUAACGGACAAUGGCCAUACGCAGACCAACGGCCAUUCUGAUUGGCCCCACUGCAUCACGGUGGAGAACACGGCACUCAUGUUGGCAAAGGUGAUUGGUCCAGAUCGAGCGUGGCCGUACCUGCAGGAUUGGGGUCUCACUGAGAAUGUUUCUGAGCGAUACGCCAAAGUCUGCGCAGUGAUGAAAGUAGCUGAGACUAGGCAGAGAGCAUUGUUACAAUCCAUGCUGGAAAGAUGUGAACGCUUUUUGUGGUCCCAGCAGGUGUAAAGACUGAGAAACAUCCCUUGUUUCCCUUUUUCCACCCUGCUAUCUAAAACUAGACUAAGGAAUGGAUCGUCUAUUUAAUAUCAUUGAUUCCUGGAAAUGGUGCCACAUUGUAUCCACAGGAGCCAUCAAACAGACGUUCUAAGUGGCCUUACAAACCCCUUUCCAUCUACCAACUUGAAAUGCAGUUCUUUCUCUCCAUGACACCAAUAAUUUGCCUGCUCUCCGUUAUUCUUUAACCCCUUAAGGACACAUGACGUGUGUGACAUGUCACGAUUCCCUUUUAUUCCGGAAAUUUGGUCCUUAAGGGGUUAAACCAAAAGGUCAAAUUUGUAGAAUCUCCCACCUUUUAAAGGCACAAUAUUGGAAUAUGAUGUUAAAGGAAUGAUUUCCCUUAAUGGAUCCAAAUCUACUCUGCACUGAAAUAGAGCUAUGAACUCUUGGAUCUAGAGAUGAACAAAUAUAUUAUGAAUUCAGUAUUGAUCAUGUGAAUUGUUAUCCCUUGGCACAUAAGUAUAAUUUGUCAUCGGUUCAAAGUGAAUUUCAAAUUUUAGGUAAACCUAAACUACAAACAUAGCUGACUUGGAGAGUGUUCCGACUUGGCUUUUUUUGGACUAAAAUAUGAAAUUUAAUACGAAUUCCCAAUAACUCAUAUAAACGUGUGUGUGUGUAAAUGUGUAUAUAAUAUAAUAUCAGACUCCCCAUUUUCGACCACUGAUCCCAGUGGCUGGCGGCUUAGAUUGGGGAUGCUGUAGCCAAACAGCAGGACUCUACUCGUCUGAAUAAAUAUCGUUAAUGACCGCUAGAUUGUGAUAGUGAUGAUUAAUCACAUUAUAUAAUGGAAAAAUAAAGCUAAUAUUAAGUGUUUUUUUUAAUUCAUGCAGUAAACAGUAUGACGAUGCACUCCGAACAAAUACAAUUUUUGCAGGCAGUGGAAGAAUCAUUUUCUCUAUUUUCUCAUUUCCUGCAGUACGGUUUUUUGAAAAACACGCCAUUUAGUAUUUACAUAUAAAGCAAAAAAAGUCUUAAUUUGUAUCAUCCACCGGCCUUGUGUUACCCUCACAAUUUAAUAACAUAAGAGAUAGGAAAGUGCUUUAAACUGACUGUUACUUGCCUAAUCCAUAUCGUGUGCAGAUGCACUU
Molecule: messenger RNA, 4597 nt
Organism: Pelobates fuscus (common spadefoot toad)
Lineage: Eukaryota; Metazoa; Chordata; Amphibia; Anura; Pelobatidae
Gene: HPS5
Product: HPS5 biogenesis of lysosomal organelles complex 2 subunit 2
Exons: 23
Coding region: 117-3458 (1113 amino acids)
Biological process (GO): developmental pigmentation
Cellular component (GO): cytoplasm
Molecular function (GO): protein binding
Source: RefSeq, a predicted model, not a curated record